This is a messenger RNA of Sycon ciliatum, 6321 nucleotides long. Its product is annotated as pneumococcal serine-rich repeat protein-like. Gene Ontology annotation, biological process: protein deubiquitination. NCBI's taxonomy places the organism in Eukaryota, Metazoa, Porifera, Calcarea, Leucosolenida, Sycettidae. The record is from RefSeq and is a predicted model, not a curated record. Gene Ontology annotation, molecular function: cysteine-type deubiquitinase activity. The transcript has 14 exons. Gene Ontology annotation, cellular component: cytosol; nucleus. Bases 410 to 5821 code for a protein of 1803 amino acids.
GCUGUGUAGCUAGCCUAGAGUAGACUGAGGGAGCGCAAGUCUAGCGCCAGCCGCCCUGUGUUUCUCAUUUUGCGCGCCAGGCUUGCUUAGCGUCGUGUUCACACGACUGGUCGUAGAUAUUGCACGCGCCAGAAAUCUCGCCUUGCAAGUGAAGCCAAUCUAGCAGCCUCCACUCCAGAACUAGAGAUUUUCCUAUGCUUGCCGUCAUUUUGCCCGAAGUGUCGGAGAGGACGGGUGGAAACAUUUAGCAACACCGUGUAGCUGUUCAACACGACCUGAAGUACGAGUAAAGGCGGCACUUUCCUCUCCUAUUCCCUAUCUCUAUGUGCACGCGAACGCCAGUCCCGCAGCCUCUACCUCUGGCUUAUCCUGAAAUACAGAAGUUUCACCAUUCCGAAGAACAGGUUUGAUGGUGUUGUUCGUCAGACUGCCGUGUUGCUUUUUUCAACCGGACGUUGCGGGGCAUGCGAACUAUUCGACCUUUGGCUUUGAAGCAAACGUUGUCGAAGUGAUUCCCGUGCUUGUGGUGCUGGCCUAUUGGGGCUGGCCGCACUUGCGGAGGCACUUUGGAAUGGCUGAACAUCAAGCACUGUUCAGUUGGGCGGACAUCACUUCUGCCCUAAGUUUCUUCGGCAGGACCGAUUAUGGAUGGCUAGCACAAUUCGGUGCUGGUGAUUGUGAAGAUCUCCACGAUUACGAUGGUGCAGCCGCAAUCGCACCACCCCCUCCUAGUCAGGAAGCUGGAGAACGGAAAAGCAAUCAGCAGACACCAACUGUUGCUAGCCACGUGGGAAUGGAAAUGCAUACAUCUCCACUGCUUGUCAAGGGCUUGGAGAACCAAGGCCAGACAUGCUUUUUCAAUGCAGUUCUUCAGGCAUUGAACCAGUCAUUUGAAGUUCAUGAUGGACUUCAGCGGAUCUUUGAUGGAUCGUACACAUACACUGUGAAAAUCCUCCGCGGUGGAAAGUUGAUACUGCUUAGUGCACCUCUGGAAUUCACGAGUAAAGAAUUCUGCCGCACAUUUGGUCAACGUAGUGCCCUAAGGUCACUACGUGAGUUGAUGCAAGAUAUUCAGAAGCCUGACACUGGCAAGCAUCACUGGGGAGGCAUCUCUGUCAAUCCUAGUCCCUUGUACCACAGCCUCAGCUACCGAUUUGACCAGUAUCAAACUUGCUAUGAGCAACAGGACGCUGGCUCUCUCCUGAGACAUCUCUUUGAGGCCAUUCAUGUCGAAGAGCUUGCUUGCCUGCAGGAGGCGACACGAAAGGAACUUGAAAAGCAGUGUGGCACAGACUAUGAUGACUAUGUUAAAAGUGUGUGUUUCAAGGAGCUUGCCCGGAAGACGACAUUUGUGGAUCGAGUAUUUGCUUUGGAGAUUGAGACCACACGGACAUGCUGUCGGUGCAAAGCUGUGACGAAGAGGCAGACUGGUUCAGGAGAGGGGCGCGAGGUGAGCCUGGACCUGUGGGUUGGCUCUGUGCAGAGGGAAAAAAGACUCGUGGAACGUAUCAGUAGCACAGCCGCUCGCAGCUGGACAGUUCCUCACAGCGGCGGCAACAAGAGCCAACCUGAAAGCCAGGAUGACGGAGAUGCACGGCCUGAGACAUUGGUUAGUCCACCCAGUGCAAGUCGAACAGCCGAAGGUGAGGUGAACGCAGCAGCACAACCCCCGGGCUGCAUUCAACGCGUCAAAGGGGUUGUCAAGGGCGCCUGUGGAGAUGUAGAAGCCGGACACACAAGUGGAGUGGCAGCUGCAACAAGUGCAAAUGCAAUACCAGCAGUAGCAGCAGCAGGCAUGAGAAACGACAUUGUUGUGACAGAAGAUGCGUACAAUGUACAUGCAUCGUCCAUCGCCAAAGCUGGUAGUGAUGUCAUUGCCAAAGCUGGUAGUGAUGUCAUUGCCAAAGCUGGUAGUGAUGUCAUUGCCAAAGCUGGUAGUGAUGUCAUUGCCAAAGCUGGUAGUGAUGUCUCGUCGUCCGAUAGCAGUUCUUCUGGUCAGAACAACUCCGCAAUGCUAACCAGUCCGAACGAGCAAGGUGAGGGCUCGCCCAGUGUAACCCUGAGCACAGCUGAACAGCCCGGUGGCGACACACCAGCAGCCUCUAACGCUGUGCAAUCAUCUGGCUUGAAAGAAGAACCAUCAUCACCUGAUGGGACAUGUUCCAGUUCUACAGCAGAUACUGCAGAAGAUCGGCAAGGAAAUGUUGAAAAAGCCGAGGAAGUAUCACUGUCUGACAAACAUUCCAGCACAGGUGGCACCGCUCAGACAGCAUCAGACGAACAGGAUACAGGUGUUGACAUGGCUGGCAAUUGCCCAGCAACAGCACACACCAAUCCUCGUGCUGCUGGUGUGCACGGAACAUCGGAUGACGAGAGCAAGGCAGGGUUCUCGAACUCCACACUACUGCGUAAUGGCCCAUGUGCUACCACUAGUGUGGUGGUCAAUGCCAGCAUGGAAGGUUCUCCAGAAACACGGCUUGACACACAUGUACGUACAGCUAAACAGCAUAAGCCGGAUUGUGACACACCAACUGGAGAAGGGGAUUGUGAGACUGCCCACACAGUACUUGCACAUGCACAUGCAGGCCAAAGUCCACCUUCAGCAGGUGACAAGACAACAAACGCGGGCCAAGCCGGAGCUGGUGAUAAGGCGAAGCGACCUGACCAAAGCGCUUGUGAGGAGCCAAUGCAACCAGGACAGAGAGCUGAUGGUGUUGUGGCAGAGGGGCAUGCUCGUGAGGAUGUUGGUCAGUCUCACCAAAUACUGACAUCGAAGGAAGUACCCACUGCAACUGAGGGGGUGAACGGGCCAGUUAUCAAAGAGGACAAACCUGCAACUGAGAGAAAGUUCUCCCCUGACACAAACAUGGCCACAUCACCAACAUUCGACGAUAAAUCUCUCAACGAUGCAGAAGGUUCCCGCUCACUUGGUGCACCAAAAUCAUGUGUAGCUGUCCCAAGAAGUGAUCCAUCUAGCAGUGUUGUUGAAGAGAACAGAACAAACACAACAGAAGGAGAAGAUGCCAUUCACCAGUCAGCUUCAGCAACAGCGCUGUUGGCAACCGUCACUGAUAUGCCGCAACUUGAUCAUCUUGCCCCCGAUACUGACCCGCAAUGUGGUACUAUACUCGUCCAAGAUGCAGAAAGACAAUCAAAGAUCAGAUCUAGGGAUAACAGUGAACCACCGGUACCAGCGCAAGCCUCGGCACCAGGUGCAGCUGAAGCACAGGCAGCAACAGCACUAGCUGGUGAAGCUGCUACAGCAGCAGCAUCAUCAUCAGCACCAACACCAGCGCCGCAACCACCGCCACCGCCACCGCCACUACCACCAAUAGCAGCAGCAACAGCAGCAGCAUCAUCAGCACAAACACCAGCACUGCCACCACCGCCACCGCCACUACCACAAAUAGCAGCAGCAACAGCAGCAGUGCAAUCAGGAACAGCAGCAGCAUUGCCGCUGGCGCCGCCUAGAUCACCUUCGCAAGGGAAUGGUGAACAAGACAACGAAGUAGCAUUGUCUGACAAACAAUCCAGCACAGGUGGCACCGCUCAGACCAGAGACGCAUCAGGCAAACAGGAUACAGGUGAUAACAUCACUGGCAAUUGCCCAGCAACAGCAGACACAGAUCCUCCUGAUGCUGAUGCACACGAAGCAACAGAUAUGAGCUCCACAUUAUCGCGUAAAAGUCCAUGUGAUACCACUACUAAAGAGACAGGAUUGCCACACUCCAUUCACAAUUGUCCCACUGAUGGAGAGACAGGAUCCCCAGACUCCAUACACAAUUAUCUCACUGAUGAGCAGGACCAAAAUCUGCCCUUGCUACAAACCGGACUGCCAGGUGUCCCACUAGAAACGGAUAGCGCGGCGGUUAGUGCUAGCAAAGAAGGCUCUCCAGCAACACGGCUGCACGCGCAGGUGCGUACUGCUAACCAGCACAAGGAUGAUGGCACACCAACUGGAGACGUGGAUUGUGAAACUGCCCGGACAGUUGCACAUGCAGACCAAAGUCCAACUUUAACAGGUGACAAGACAGCAAACCCAGACCAAGCCGGAGCUGACGAUAAGGCAACGCGACCUGACCAAAGAGCUUGUGAGGAGGCAAUGCAACCAGGACAGAGAGCUGAUGGUGUUGAAGCAGAUAAAUCUCUCAACGAUGCAGAAUGUUCCAGCUCACUUGGUGCACCAAAAUCAUGUGUAGCUGUCCCAAGAAGUGAUCCAUCUAGCAGUGUUGUUGAAGAGAACAGAACAAACACAACAGAAGGAGGAGAUGCCAUUCACCAGCCAGCUUCAGCAACAGCGCUGUUGGCAACCGUCACUGACAUGCCGCAACUUGAUCAUCUUGCCCCCGAUACUGACCCGCAAUUUGGUACUACACUCGUCCAAGAUGCAGAAAGACAAUCAAAGAUCAGAUCUAGGUAUAACAGUGAACCACCGGUACCAGCGCAAGCCUCGGCACCAGGUGCAGCUGAAGCACAGGCAGCAACAGCACUAGCUGGUGAAGCUGCUACAGCAGCAGCAUCAUCAUCAGCACCAACACCAGCGCCGCAACCACCGCCACCGCCACCGCCACUACCACCAAUAGCAGCAGCAACAGCAGCAGCAUCAUCAGCACAAACACCAGCACUGCCACCACCGCCACCGCCACUACCACAAAUAGCAGCAGCUACAGCAGCAGUGCAAUCAGGAACAGCAGCAGCAUUGCCGCUGGCGCCGCCUAGAUCACCUUCGCCACCAGUACACAAAGUAGCAGUGCGAUCACCAUCACCACCAACCCUGCCACUACCAGCGGCAGCAUCACCAACCCUGACACCAUCAGCACCAGCACCAGCAAUGGCAGCAACAGAACAAGCAGUAGCAGGACCAUCGCCGCCACCAGCAGUACCACCAACUGUACCGCCACCAACAGAAGCAACUGUAUCGAUAGCACCAUUAACACCAGCACCAACGUUGAUAGUACCGGGGGCAGUAUCAGCAGAAACAGCAACAGCAACAGCAGCAGGAUCAGGACCACAGCCACUGCUGCAACUACCACUAACUGCACCACCACCACCAGCAGCAGCAACAUCACUGACAGCACCAGCAGCAGCCGCAACAGCAACAACAUCACUGACAGCAGCAUCACCACCACCGUCAGCAGCAGCAGCAGCAUCAGUGGCAGCAGCAGCAUCAGUGGCAGCAGUGGCAUCAGUGGCAACAAUAGCAUCACCACCAACAGCUCCAGCACCAAUAUCAUUGCCGGCAGCAGGCAAAGCAGCGUCAAAGAGGCAAAACAGCACAAGUAGAAAGCUCAACGUUGAAGACUGGCUGGGAGACUACUUUGCCAUUGAGUCUAUUCCCCCGGAAUCCCUUCUUCAACCAUGUUCUUCUUGCCAGAACCUGGAUGAGGCCCGAACAGAGCAAGGCAUGCUAUCAGACAAUCGUUGUGUUGAGAGCCAGAAAAAGCUCAGCGCUAUUCCAGAGGUACUUGUCCUACAUCUCCAACGGACGGACCCUGAAACUGACCGCAAGUGUCAAGACCAUAUUCCGUUUCCCCUCAAGCUGGACAUAGAGAAGUAUUGCAACGAGAGAUGCGUCAAGAGAGAAGGCGACAAGCCGAUCAAGUACUCGCUGUUCGCCAAUGUUGUCCACUCCGGCACCAGCUACGGUGGACAUUACGUGACGUACGUGAAGACACGCCACCGCUACAGCUACAGCACCGACACCGGCCAGUGGUAUUGUGUGAGUGACCGCAGCAAGAGGCCAGUGCAGCCUGACACGGUUCAACGACAGCAAGCCUUCAUGCUAUUCUAUGAGCGCAUUACCUGCCCAAUGGAGACCUAGGCACAGCAUCACCUGCCCAACAAAGGCAUAGAUAGUCACAAGUUAAAGAAACUGAAUACAAUGCAAUACAAGAAAUGAUACGUGAAGUUCCAUGGUAAAAAGGUUAAAUGGCCAUAGCGUUAAAAAAUGAAGCAGAGACACAACUAGAAACAAUUCUUCAGCCCACAAUUCUUCAGUCCAUGAAUAAGGUAAAAUGACAUGGGUAGAGUUAGAAAGCGGAAACAAGUUCUUGUUAAUAACUAAUCACCGAAAGCACGCGCAGCAAUGUGUGUGUGUGCACUAACAAUAGCAUGUAUUCAGUCUUUCCUGCAAUUCCUGCUCAUAAAAUGUUCACAUUAUUCUGUGGUAAGCAUGCAGCAUUCUCAAACAUCAAAGUGUACCACUAUUCUAAGACAGUAUUGAUAAUUAAUUUUAGCCUGGGGUGAUCACCAGGUUUCAUACCAGUAGUUUUUUUCUUCUUUCUCUGCCAUGAUCUGAGAAGGAUGUGUCUCAGAGAUCCA